AUGUUUAUAUGGCCUAUGAUGGGUCACAGUUGCCAUCAGUUGAGACAGUUGAGUUUCUCACACAAUUUUGUAGCCCAAACAAAACCGAUUCACCUAUUGUUACCGAUUGAUGGCGAUAAUAAUUACAAGAAAACAAUGAAAAUAAUUUUAGAUAAGACCUUUCAUACAAAGUGUAUGGGAAAGGCAGGUGAUAUAAGUAGGUUUACAAAAGUUGAUCUGACCAAGCACGAUUUAAAACAAAUGAUGAUUGAAUCUUGUGACGAGGCUUAUCAAAAAUGUUCGAGUGAGCUUGUAGAGUCGAGCAAAACAUUGCAAGAUGAGUUGAUAAAAAUUCACAAGUCCGCAGAUGAAAGCGAACACAAGAAAUAUAAGAAAUGCACUUUGGAUGUACUCAAGAAAUAA
Medioppia subpectinata is the source of this 402-nucleotide messenger RNA. The record is from the annotation of a GenBank genome assembly. Lineage: Eukaryota; Metazoa; Arthropoda; Arachnida; Sarcoptiformes; Oppiidae.